Messenger RNA from Diversispora eburnea, 3417 nucleotides. Lineage: Eukaryota; Fungi; Glomeromycota; Glomeromycetes; Diversisporales; Diversisporaceae. The record is from the annotation of a GenBank genome assembly.
AUGUCAAACAUGUACACAACUCAGGAUGUAGGGUAUUCGAGAUAUAUGACAAAUUCAAGAAGAAGUUCUGGGGGAAAUUCUAUUCUUGGGCCUAGGUCUAAUACUCAACGUCCACAAACAUUAAAGAAAUCACGCCCACGUAGAACAUCUUUGCAGGACGAUCAAAUAUCUCAAGAAAUGCGUCCUGUUUUAUACCUUUUCGAUGUAUAUUCACGAAAGAUCUAUAUUGAAGGUUAUUUAUGUAGGAAAGUUAUUUCUCCUUCACAAAACCAACAAGAUUGGUUGGAAUAUUAUGUAGAACUAUGUGGUCCUACGUUAAGUUUAUGGAAAGUAUUAAGUUUAGAUUCUGAAUUACCAGAAGUUUCUCAGACUCCUAUUAUCAUAAAUAUAUUUAAUUAUGCUACAGAAAUUUGUUCUCCGAUAUCUGAUGGUACAUCACAACGGAUCAAUGUAUUUCUUGUGAAUGCUGGUCAAGGUGAUAAUUUUUAUCUUCAAACUCCAAAUGAACGUGCUCUUAAUUUAUGGGUUAGUGCUAUUAGAUUAUCAUGUUAUGAAGGUUCAAGAUUACAAGAAGUAUACACUGCAACCCUCUUUAAACGUCCAGAAUUAAAAGAUUAUAUCGCUGGAACAGUUUUAAUAAAAGGAAAAUUAGAAGGUUAUCUUCAAGUACAAUUUAAUUAUUCUGACGAACCAAAAAAAUAUUGGGUUGUGGUUUCUGAUCAUCGUGCUGAAGAUAAAAAAAAGAAAUCCGAUUUGGCUUAUACUAGAGGACAAGCUUUAUUUUAUGAAACUAAAAAAUCUAAAAAACCUUUCAUGACUUUAGCUAAUGUUCUUCAAACUUAUGCGAUAUAUCCUGAUAAUCCUACUUUAAUAGAAAAAACUAAUCAAAUUAGAGUUGAAGGAAAUCUUUAUCCUACAAAAAGUACUGAUAAUAAAUUUGGAGACUUUGUUAUUUUAACAACUGAAUCAAUUAAUCAAUUAUCAAAAUGGGUGAUUGGUUUUUUUGAUAGUUUUAAAUUAUAUGGUAGACCGAAAGAAUUAUUAUAUGAUUUCAAGAAUCCUAUUUCCCCAUUUUUUGCUGUACCAACCGAAAGAAAUAAUAUGAAAUUAUUCUUAGAUCUUAUUGAAGUUGAACAUGUUGAAAUGCGGAGUAUUCAAAAUGAUAAUUUAUCUGAUAAUGUUAUUCGUCAAAGACCAAUAUCUGGUGAAUCUACUUCUUCUUCUUCGCAUAGUUCAAGUCCUUCAACUCUCAAAUCAAUAAAUUCAACGACUAGAUCUAAUUUUAACCCUAAUGUGGCACAAGGAUCUCAAAAAGCAUCAUCAUUUAUAAAGGAUGCAUUAAUAGAUCGUAAAUCACAAUAUGGUCAAAUAAAAAGAAAUAUUAAACAAAUUGCAAGCAGUGAUGACGAUUCAGAGAAUUCAAUAGAAAAUUAUGAAAAUGAAUCAGAUGAACCUUUUGACAAUCCAGCGGUUAAAAGGAAUACACAAAAGAAUACGAAAAUAAUUAUUGGAAAAGAAAAUAAAUCAACUAUUGGAUCUAAAAAAAUUAUAGAAUCACCUGUAUUUGGUGAAAGUGACCUAAUGUCUGAGAUUUUAACUGCGGUUUCAGAACGAACAGGAGAACAAGAAGAUGAGACACAAAAUAAAUUUAAAAGAGUCGUAACCUUUAAAAAUCAACCUGAAAAAUCAAAACUUCCGGAUAAAAAAACAAAACCGGUUCCUCUUCUUUCGGAAAGUGAAGAUAGUGAAGAAUCAUCAAAAAGUGACGAAGGAAGUAGUAACAAAGUAUCAAACAAAAAUAAUGUUAAAAUUAUAACAAAACCGGCUGCAUAUAGCCGCCAAGUAAGUAUAGUCGAAGAGGUAACUAACCCAAAUCGCCCCUCACAGGCUUCAUAUAGCCGCCAAAUAAACAUAGUUGAAGAGGUAACUCGUGGAAGGUCAAAAGGAAAAAAACCAAUUAGGCAGGAACAAAGUGAGAGUGAACCCGAUGAGAUUUUAAACAAAGAUGAUGAUGAAACAGAAUCAGCAGAAUCAGCAGAUUCAGAUGAUGAUAAUAAAGAUAUCGUUAAGGAAACGCCGAACAAUUCUAUAAAUUCUUUAAAAAAGACAGAUUUAUUAGAUAAAUCAAAAACGGAUUUGAAUCAAGACUUUAAUUCUUUAACUCUUAAUUUACCUGAGAAAUCAGAUGAUAAGAUAGAAUCAACAUCAUCUGAAGAAACAGAAACUUCAGAAAAAGAAGUUGCAAAUAAGACGCGUAAAGUAUUCAAACCUACCAUUCGAAAAGAAUCAAAAGCACGACAAGAAUCAACUUCAUCUGAAGAUGAAACUACAGAAUCCUCGGAAGAUGACAUGAUAAAUAAGGAACGCAAAGUAUUCAAGCCGACUAAACAGAAAGAUAAGCGAAAAAAAGCGUCACUUAAUAAGUCAAGCGAAAGUAGUGGUAGCGAUGAUGAUAAUUCAAAUUCUGAAGAUUCUGAAGAAGAACCACUUGCUGUGUAUGUAGAUGACGCAGGGUACAACUCAAAUUAUGGAAGAUCCAAUUUCAACACUCGUCCACGAUCAGUAUCACCUAAUUAUAUUCCGGGUCAACGAUGGGCACCGCCUCCAGGUUCCGGAGGUUAUUACGCUGAUAAUAUGGGUUAUCCGAUGGACUAUCGAAGAAGUUUUGUUCACCGGAAUGAUUAUGAUGAUGAUCGUGCUAGUAUUGCAAGUUUUGGAAAUCGUUCUAGGUCAGCUAUGGGUCAUGUACCAAUGCCUCCACAUCAACGUCAUCUCAGUGGAGGACAAAUGGAUUAUAUGCGUGAUUCUUUCUAUUCAGAUGAUGGAUAUUAUGAUGAUCGAGGAAAUCCAUUCGUUGUUCCCAAUCAUAUACGUCCAAAUAGUUUAUUGGAUACCUUACCACAAUCUCAACCUUCCGCUCGUGAACAAGAAUUGUUAGCUCGUGAAAGAGGGGAACCACUAAUAAAUAUACCAGAAAGACAAAAGGAUCCACAAACUGGAUUGGUAGGAGCCAUUACUGCAAGAGAACAUCAAAGAAAAGCUCGGGGACCAGGUUUAGCUGCUAGACAAGCAGAAUUUGAACGUGAAAGAGCAUUCGAGAGAGAACGAGAACGUAGAUUGAUGGAACAAAGACAGCAAGUGAUGAUGGCUGAAAGGGAAAGGGAAAGGGAAUACAUGUAUCGACAGUCUUAUGUUGCACCUCCAGGUGGACCAAACAGGUACUAUAAUAAUCAGCAAUACUUGGAUCCAUAUGCUGGUCAUAAUAAUCAGCAAUAUUUGGAUCCAUACGCUGGUCAUAAUAAUCAGCAACAUUUGGAUCCAUACGCUGCUGUUGGUUCUUCUAUGCCUCCUACUCAACCUAGAUCAUCACGUGUUCCAAAAGGAAGACGUACCAGUAGAGAAACUGAAUAUAACUAA